Papaver somniferum (opium poppy) is the source of this 1266-nucleotide messenger RNA. RefSeq lists its product as uncharacterized. Bases 1 to 1266 code for a protein of 421 amino acids. The record is from RefSeq and is a predicted model, not a curated record. Gene Ontology annotation, molecular function: RNA-DNA hybrid ribonuclease activity; nucleic acid binding. The transcript is spliced from 3 exons. Lineage: Eukaryota; Viridiplantae; Streptophyta; Magnoliopsida; Ranunculales; Papaveraceae.
AUGAGAUCUCCAGUACAAGGACGACCACUGAUAUUGUACACGGCUUCCAGUGAUGUUGCUAUCGGGGCACUGCUAGACCAAGAAGAUGAAGAAAGCGUCGAACAUCCAAUUUACUAUUACAGCCGAACCAUGAAGGAUGCUCAACUCAGAUACCCGAAAGCUAAAAGAGCAUGCAUGGCAUUAGCUCAUGCAAUGCGAAUGUCAGAGUUCGACAUAGUGUGCGUUUCUCCUAAAGCAAUCAAAGGUCAAGCGGUAGCAGAUUUACUGGCUGCCUUUCCAGGGGAAGAUUCCACGAUAUUACAGGACGAUGUACCAGGUAAAUUUCCAGAAAUUUCAAUCGUCAAGGAAGAAACGUGGCUGUUGUACUUUGAUGGAUUUGCUACUCCUAGCAACGAUACUGGAGGAGCGGGCAUAGUCUUGGUCUAUCCAUCUGGUGAAGUAUUCUCACAUUCAUUUAAGCUGGACUUCCACUGUACAAAUAAUUCAACAGAAUAUGAAGCUUUCUUGCUAGGAUUAUCCUUAGAUAAAAAGGCAGGAGUGAUGCACCUAGAGAUCAGAGGAGAUUCAAAACUGCUGGUCAAUCAAAUGAAUGGGAUAUACUCUCUCAAGGAGAUAACACUUUCUCCAUUCAGGGUUGAGGCGCAGCGGCUACUAAAUCAUUUCGCUGAUGCAACUAUCACCCAUACUGGCCGGUCCAAUAAUAGACAUGCUGAUUGCUUAGCAACCCUCACCUCCAAGUUGCUAUUUGAAGGGUCAGAGAAACCUAUCAUAGUGCAAAGACGAGAUGUAUCAUCCACAUGGCUUAGUCAAACUGAAGAUGCUCAAGCAAACAACUGGAGAACACCUAUUAUUCACGAACUGAGCAGUUCCGUUAUAGAAGCAGCAGUCCGCCUUAAAGAGCUAAAAAACUUCUUCUUGAUCCACGGAGCCUUGUACCAUCGCAACCCUGAUACCUCUCUAUCCCGGUGCCUUGGCGAUGAAGAAGCGAAGGAAAAGCUCAAAAGUGUACAUCAAGAAAUAUGUGGACAGACGCUGGUGAUAACACUUUAUAGAAGACUUCAAAGGCUCGGGACUGCACCAAGGAGCUCGAUUGGAACAUCAUCGUACUCGCUCAUCUAUGAGGCUGAUGCUAUACUCCCAGCUGAGAUAAAAAUUCCUCCAGCAAGGAUUGCAGAGGCCAGUGGAAUACGAUGGGAUGAAGCUGAAGUGUCAAAGUCAAGAGUUGCUGAACUGGACAUGCUCGAAUCAAAGAGAGAUAAAGUAUAA